AGCGAACUUCCUCAUUGGUAGUGAUAAUAACUCAGUCCAGCGUCGUGCCUCUCUCACACAUUUUGCACUCAUCUACUUGUACAGUCAGUACGUUUCGUGUUCUUUAACAUUGGAGCCCCACAAAUGUCGAAGCCUCCUCCAAAACCGGCCAAACCAGGCCAAGUUAAAGUGUUCAGAGCAUUGUUUACAUUUAACCCCAGAACACCAGAUGAGCUGUACUUUGAAGAGGGAGACGUCUUGUACAUCUCUGACACGAGUGACUCAAACUGGUGGAAGGGAACCUGCAGGGGGAGGACAGGACUGAUUCCAAGCAACUAUGUCGCAGAUAACGCAGAGUCAAUCGACAACCCAAUGCACGAAGCAGCCAAACGAGGAAACCUGAGCUGGUUGAGGGAGUGUCUGGAGAACAAGGUUGGAAUUAAUGGCCUGGACAAAGCUGGGAACACUGCCCUCUACUGGGGAUGCCACGGAGGACAUAAAGAUGUGGUGGAACUAUUGUUAGGCCAGCCCAAUGUGGAACUCAACCAGCAGAAUAAACUCGGGGACACGGCUCUGCACGCUGCUGCCUGGAAGGGUUACUCUGACAUUGUGGAGAUGCUGCUCAGUAUAGAUGCAAUGACAGACAUCAGGAACAAUGAGAACAAGCUGGCUCUGGAGAUGGCCACCAACGCCCAGAGUGCUUCACUUCUAAAGAGGAAGCAGGGAGGCAAUGUCACUCGCACAAUCAGCAACGCAGAUGAGUACUUGGACGAUGAGGACUCAGACUAAACAGUUGAAAUGUUACCGUUAUCUUGCUUUAGGUGUUUGGGAGGAGGAUGAUGAAACCCAGAGAUUUUUUUUAUAACAUUCCCAAAAAAAAACUAUUUGUUCUGAUUUUUUUUUUUUUUUAGUGUAAUUCUAUGAGUUCUGUUCAUUUGUGCAAACCACUCAGGCCUCAGUACUCAUUCACUCUGAGUGAAACACAAUGAUAGAAUGUGUAUUGUGGUUUGUACUUUGUCUUGAAGAAUCCAUAAGACUCUUUGGGCCAAGGAAUAGAACAUACAGCACGUAGCAGCUCAAAGUACCGAAGCUUUGGAAUGCACAUACCAGUUAUAACCAGUAGGUUAUAAUCAUCACCAUUUAAAUUGGGAGGUUAAGGGCCAGGCAGGAUUAAAGGUUGGAUUAAAUGUGUCUUGUUAAAAUUUUUAACUACAUCUAAAUUAUUGAUGUGCACAAUCUGAUCUUUGGUAAAACAAUUUAUUUAUUUCCCUUGACUGAGAGACAAACUGAGGAAGAGUUUCCCUUUAAUUAGGGCAGGACAAUUUGCCCGUUAUUCGUUAAGCGCCACUUGAGUUGUUACACCUUAUAUCAGUCUCCAAUGCUGCAACAAACCAGUCUGCUCUGUGUAGAAAAUAAUCUGUCCUGUCACAUGUCGAUGGUUGCUUUUUCCAUCUUGUGAUACAUUGUCUUGCUGUUUUCUAACAAACAUUGCCCAACUGCCUUAAAUACCUGUAACAAAGUGCAUCUUUAUAUUAAUAUAAACAUUAAACAUUGAUUUUUUCCAAAGAUG
Molecule: messenger RNA, 1549 nt
Organism: Cynoglossus semilaevis (tongue sole)
Lineage: Eukaryota; Metazoa; Chordata; Actinopteri; Pleuronectiformes; Cynoglossidae
Product: osteoclast-stimulating factor 1-like
Exons: 10
Coding region: 124-768 (214 amino acids)
Biological process (GO): signal transduction
Molecular function (GO): protein binding
Source: RefSeq, a predicted model, not a curated record